CGAUUUCAAUUCCCUCCUCUAGCGCCCCAUCUCUUCCUCGAUCAGUCGGGCUGCCCCCCACGCUCGACAAACAAGAGGAUUCGCUCAAUUACCCGUCUCUUCAGAUAAUGCCCUCGAUAACGUCGUGACGGAGAUUUGCUGCAGUCGCGCCAAUGCGCCCGGGCGCGUUGCGUGGAUGAGUGGCGUUCAACUAUAGACCGCCGCCUACCUACCUACCUAUACAUACCGUCUGUUCACCUUCGUCACUCAAAAUGAACAACAACCCGCCGUCUCCCGAUCACACACAACCCCCUUCAGGGCGUCCUCCACAGUCAAUACCUUUGAGGAAUCUCCAAAGGCCCCCCGACGAACCGAGCCCGAGUCGUGAGGGUCAAUCUGGGGGAGGACAGCCCGCUGUCGCAUCGUCGUCGCAUUACCAACAGCAUGAUGGGAGUGUGGAACGUGGGAGGGCCCCAGCGGCCACACCACAGAUGGCUGCCAAUCUUCCUGGCAUUUCCACGUACUGGGACCACCCGUACACGCCCUACGAGGAUUCUGGAGGUGUUAGUCCCGAGUCCCCGAUCGAUCACGUAGCGUUGCAGUUCGCUCUCCCGCCCGACAUACGACAACACCACCUCCCCGGAAACACGGCGGCAAUGCCUUCCUCGAGCACUCCGUACGGACCAACGACACCGUACUACGAGGAGGUUCCCGACACCGACUCGUUCGACUCUGAUCGCGUGCCACUCAAGCCGGCCGCCCAGCCCAUGAGUGGACUGGAGCCGCCUGACGAAGCACAGCGUCGCGACAGCUUCCAGACGGUUUCCGAUCUGGGCAAUAGUCCGUCCCGGUCCCGCAACACCCAGAUGCUUGGCUUCGACUUGGAGCCCGGCUUUGGAUCGAGCCGUCACCGAAGCUUCGGGAUGUCGCUGAGUCCCGAGGGUCGCACGAGGUCCCGCUCCCCCUCGGCCACCGGCGCGUUAUCUCGAGCAGGGUCGAUUAUGCGAGCCAUGUCCCAACGUGUGGUCAUGAUUAGCGGCGAGGGGGAGGCCAUCGACCAGCAAGCCCGCCGAGGACGGUCUCGCCCGCCCAGCGCCGAGGGCCUGCGUCACCAUCACGUCUCUGCCCCCAUGCUGGAAGAAACGGCCUAUCCCUCUCAGACAUUCCAGGGUACCCCGACGGAAAAGAAGGGGGAGCCCGAGUAUGUGAUUCCCAUGGGGCCUCCCCCGCCGUUUACCCAUUCUCGCAUGACUCGCCCCAACCCCCUGAAGGGGAACUCGCUUGGCAUAUUCUCGCCCGAGAAUCCGCUGAGGAAGUGGCUUUGUGAUGUGCUGGUCAAUACGUGGACCGAACCAUUCAUCCUCGUCUUGAUCAUAUUGCAGGCCGUCUUGCUAGCAAUAGAGGCUUCCCCAAACGUGUUCCGCGAGGGCAACGGGCGCCCCGAUCGAUGGGGUAGUACUCGUAUCGACUGGGCUGUCUUUGGGCUUUUUGUCGUCUUCACCAUGGAACUCAUUGCCAGGAUUAUCGUUUCCGGAUUCGUUGUCAACGCUCCGGAAUACGUCGCUGCAGACCACCAGCGAAGCAUGCGCCAAAAGGUGGCCGACCAGUAUAGGCAGAUAUUCAAGCCCCAGCGGCAGAAGUCGGUCAAGGGACAACGGCAGGAUGAUGACUUCGCCCCGACCUUCGCGAGGUCCCUCACCAUUAUGCAGGGCCAGGGGGCCACCGGAUCGGUCAAGGAGCAGCAACGGCUUCAGCUAGCCCGACGAGCCUUCUUGCGCCAUGGCUUCAAUCGCCUGGAUUUCGUGGCCGUCGUCUCAUUCUGGAUAUCUUUCGUCCUUGGCGUCACCGGUCUGGAGAAGCAGCACCAUUUGUUUCUCUUUCGCAUGCUCAGCUGCCUGCGUAUUCUGAGGUUGCUUGCCCUUACCAAAGGCAACGCUAUUAUCCUUCGAAGUCUCAAGAAGGCAGCCCCCCUCCUGGUCCGGGUCUCGUUCCUCAUCGGCUUCUUCUGGCUUGUGUUUUCCAUCAUAGGCGUCCAGAGCUUCAAAUCCAGUCUCGGUCGGCAGUGCCUCUGGCUCGAUCCCGAAGACCCAGAUAACAUCGAGGCAGGAUACAGCCCCGAUAUGUCAUUCUGCGGUGGCUACCUCGAUAAUGCCACCGGUCAGGAACUCCCGUGGGUUUACCCCGAGAUUCCCGGGACUCUCAUCAACCUCCGGAACGGCACAAACAGCGCCAAGGGGUUCCUCUGUCCUCGGGGUUCGGUCUGCCUCCAAAUGGGCAACCCCUAUAAUGGCACGGUGCAUUUCGAUAAUAUUGUGCAUUCGCUCGAGCUGGUCUUCGUGAUAAUGAGCGCCAACACCUUUUCUGAUCUGAUGUACUACACCACGGAUUCCGACUACUUGCCGGCUGCGCUCUUCUUCGGCGCGGGCAUCAUGAUAAUGAUGCUUUGGAUGACGAACUUGUUGAUUGCCGUCAUCACGUCCUCGUUCCAGGUCAUCAGAGAAGAAAGCAAAGCCAGCGCUUUCGCCGUUGACGAAGAGCCGGCGAUGCCACAUCGUGCUGCUGAAGACAGCCUGAGGAGACAGUCGGCCUUGCAGAAGAUGUACAACAAAACGUCGCACUUUUGGGUUCUCGUCGUCGCCUUCGGCCUUCUCUCCCAGGCCCUCAGGAGCGCUACUAUGCCCGUGUCACGAGAACGAUUCAUUAACACGACAGAAAUAGUUGUCACAAUCGCGCUCGAUGUCGAGAUCAUCAUCCGCGUGGUGGCCGACUUCCGGGGCUUUCACCGCAAAAUGACGAACCUGGUGGAUCUCGGGCUUGCAGUCAUAACGUCCAUCAUCUUGAUCCCGCCGAUACGAAACUCGGGCGAGGCGUAUGCCUGGCUCACCGUCUUCCAACUGUUUAGGUCGUAUCGCAUCGUCCUUGCUAUAACCAUAACACGGAAGCUGAUCCAGCUCGUCCUCGGUAACGUAAGCGGUAUCGGCAACUUGAUGCUCUUCGUCUUCCUCAUAACCUUCCUCAUGGCCAUUUUCGCGGCACAGCUCUUUCGAGGCGAAAUCCCGGAACAGGACGAGGGUGGCGAUGAGACCGAGAUCUCAUUCAAUACCAUCUUCAAUUCUUUCCUCGGCAUGUACCAGAUUCUUACAAGUGAAAAUUGGACCGACAUCCUCUAUAACGUCACCGCACACACCACAUCGUUGCAAACCGCAUGGUACGGUGCCAUGUUUCUGAUCGGCUGGUUCAUUCUGUCCUUCUUCAUUCUGGUAAACAUGUUCAUUGCUGUCAUCCAGGAGAAUUUUGAUGUUAGCGAGGACAUGAAACGCCUCGAACAGGUCAGGGCUUUCCUCCAGAGGAAAGAGUUGGGCGGCAUGUCCAGCAACUUGGCGCUCUCCAAAGUAUUUGGCUUCGGGAAGACCAAGAAGCGGAAAGAUCCGCUCGAUUACGGCCCAGCCGCCAUGGAGAUGCUGCUCAAAGAGGCCGUUGUGAGGGAGUUUCUCGACGAGUCGAUCGACCCUCUCCAAGAAUCGCCGGAUGAGAGCCAGACCCCACCACAGCCUGGAAGCCAGUCCCCCGGGGGGGACGGGGGGAAGGGAAGUCCUGGGGGCAGCGUCGAGCCAGGGCUGCUCUCCACCGUGUGGGGCAGGAUCGUCUCCGUCUUCCGCAGCCGCGACCCCAACCCUUUUUACUCGAAAUUCCGCUUCGACGGACCGAACGACACCCUUGAUCCCAGGCAGAUGGCCCGUCAGGCCGUCACGGCAACCUCAGCUCGCCGAAGGGCACAGAGAGAAUAUCUGACACGUCACCCGAACUACAACAAAGCGCUGUUUAUCUUGGGCCCCAAGAACCCGCUCCGGCGUCUUUGCCAGCGACUGGUGGGUCCGGGGCGCGGGAGCGAGCGCUUCGAUGGCGUCGUGCCCAACAAAUACGCGUGGUACACGUUCUCGGCCAUAAUCUACGCCGCAAUCGUGGCCAUGGUUGUCCUUGCCUGUGUGACCACGCCGCUGUACCAGAGGGAGUACUUCAUGGUGCACGAAUUCAGCAUCCUGAACUGGUUCGUCUGGACCGAUAUGGCAUUUGCCAUAGUCUUCACGGCCGAGGCGCUGAUUAAGAUCAUCGCCGAUGGCUUCUUCUGGACGCCCAAUGCGUACUUCCGCAGCUCAUGGGGCAUCAUCGACGGGGUCGUGCUGAUCACUCUCUGGAUCAACGUCAUCACCCUCUUCACUAAUGACGGGGCCGUCUCCCGAGCCGUCGGGGCGUUCAAGGCCCUGAGAGCGCUCCGUCUACUCAACGUCAGCGACAGCGCGAGGCGGACCUUCCACUCGCUCAUCAUCGUUGCCGGAUGGAAGAUUCUCAGUGCCGCCUUCGUCUCCAUCUCCCUCCUUAUCCCCUUCGCCAUCUACGGGGUCAACCUGUUUAGCGCAAGGAUGGUGUCUUGCAACGACGGGGACGGCAUCCGGGAGCUGGUCGACUGCUUCGGCGAGUAUAACAAUACCCCCUUCCGCAGCGAUUGGGAGCUCUUGUCUCCGAGGGUCGCGUCGAACCCCUUCUUCAACUUUGACGACUUUGGCUCGUCAGCCUUCAUCCUCUACCAGAUUGUCAGCCAGGAGGGCUGGGUUGACGUCUCUUUUGCCGCUCAGGCCAUCACUGGUCGGGGUCUGCAGCCCGAGUUUGGGGCCUCACAAGGAAACGCCGUCUUCUUCGUCGCGUUCAACUUGCUGGCAACUGUCUUCGUUCUCACGCUGUUCAUCUCCGUCUUCAUGAGGACUUACACGGAACAGACCGGCGUCGCAUACCUGACUGCGGAGCAGAGAUCGUGGCUUGAGCUUAGGAAGCUUCUCCGGCAGAUCACGCCAUCCAAAAGCUCGUAUGACGACUCGACGAACAGGUGGAAGAAGUGGUGCCACAAGCGUGCCAUCGAGAAGAGAGGCAAGUGGUAUCUCGCCAUUACCUGUGUGCUGGGCUUGCACCUCGUUGUCCUCCUCUGCGAAUUCUACCCGGAACCUGUGUGGUGGACCAGGACGCGGGAUAUUGCGUUCCUCGUAUUCACCCUGAUAUACAUCGCGAACAUCAUCGUCCGCAUAUUUGGUCUCGGCUGGAGCCGGUUCCGCAGAAGCUCUUGGGACGUGUUCUCGCUGGUUGCGGUGACGGGAGCGUUUGCGACCUCCAUCCUCUUCCUCACUAACACCGCUCUGGACACCUACAUCCAGCUGCACAAGUUCUUUCUCGUGGCGAUCGUGCUACUACUCAUCCCGCGGAACGACGCACUAGAUCAGCUCUUCAAGACGGCGGCUGCCAGUCUGACGACCAUCGGGAACCUCGUGGCCACCUGGCUUGUCUUCUUCCUGGUCUUUGCCAUCGCGCUCACGCAGACGUUCAGUCUGACGCGCUUCGGAGAAGAAGAGAGCAGCAACAUCAACCUGCGCAACGUGCCCAAGGCCCUGAUCCUGCUCUUCCGCAUAAGUUGCGGCGAAGGUUGGAACGAAGUGAUGGAAGACUACGCCCAGGUUGUACCGCCCCUGUGUGUGGAGAGCCCCGUCUUCUUCAAUAGCGACUGCGGAAGCACGACAUGGGCUCGCGUGCUCUUCAUCGCGUGGAACAUCAUCAGCAUGUACAUCUUCGUCAAUCUGUUCGUGUCGCUCAUCUACGAGAGCUUCUCGUACGUGUACCAGCGUACCAGCGGGCUGGCGAUCGUGGACCGCGACGAGAUCCGGCGAUUCAAGGAAGCAUGGCGCAGCGUCGACCCGAACGGCACAGGCCACAUCACCAAAGAGGUCUUCCCACGCCUGCUGGGCGAACUGUCUGGCAUCUUCGAGAUGCGCAUCUACGAUGCGGAGGACUCGGUGCGACAAAUCCUAGACGACGUCCGGAGCGAUGUUCCGACCACCAGGCACACGUCCAUGGCCAGCGCCAGCCAGUUCCAGACCGGCGUGGACAUCGAGAAACUCAACAGGCGGCUCAACCAGAUCGAUGUGGCGAAGGUGCGGGAACGCAGGCGGCGGUUCAACAUCUUCUACCAGGAAGUCAUGGUGAUGGCCGAUCCAGACAAGGGCAUCUCGUUUAACACGGUGCUCAUGAUUCUGGCGCACUACAACAUCAUCAAUGACAGCAAGAGUUUAGGGCUAGAAGAAUUCCUCCGUCGCCGAGCCCGGCUUCAGCGAGUCGAUGACCAAAUAAGCCGAUCAGUCGUGCAGGGCUUCUUCGACACCCUAUACUGGUCGCGCAAGUUCAAGAAGCACAUGGAGAGGAAGCGCGCGGCGCGCAUGGCGGACAUACCGCAGCUCGGCGUGCCCGAGAUCCUCGUGGACGACGAGGAGGACCGCACGGCAGCGGCCAGGAGCGCGAACAGGAAGACGACCUCGGGCGCCGGCUCCCCCGGCGCCAUGCUCUCGCCCGACGGCACGCAGCACCGCUCGUGGACCGGGGUCGGCGCCGACCUGUCGGCCUUUGACACGGCGUUUGGGCACCCGCUCGGCAGCCCGCGGUCUCCGGGCGGCCAGGCGGGGUCCCGGCCCGGCUCGUUCGGGUUCGAGCUGCAGGAGCCGAGCGACGCGGGCGGGAGCUCGACGAGGAGCAGCCGGAGGGGCAGCGGCGUCAACGCGGAGCACGUCAGGGAGAUGCUGGACGACUCGGCGUGGAUGGACAGCAUACGGAGGAGCGCGACCGUCAGGCGGAGCGCUGGGCAGGGGGGGUGGCAUUGAGGGAUAACUACUUGUGCGACGACAGAUGACUGACUGAUUGACCGACACAGUUGCGGCCGGGAUUUUACAUGGAGGCAUGGCGUUUUUUACUUUUUUUUCUUGGAUUUUCUAAACCACUUUUUUUUUUCCGUCCCACCUUUUUCCCCCUUUAGUCA
This is a messenger RNA of Phialemonium atrogriseum, 6829 nucleotides long. RefSeq names its product ion transporter. Gene Ontology annotation, biological process: calcium ion import across plasma membrane. Gene Ontology annotation, cellular component: membrane; voltage-gated calcium channel complex. The transcript is spliced from 3 exons. The record is from RefSeq and is a predicted model, not a curated record. Gene Ontology annotation, molecular function: high voltage-gated calcium channel activity; calcium ion binding. Bases 252 to 6674 code for a protein of 2140 amino acids. NCBI's taxonomy places the organism in Eukaryota, Fungi, Ascomycota, Sordariomycetes, Cephalothecales, Cephalothecaceae.